Solea solea (common sole) is the source of this 3074-nucleotide messenger RNA. RefSeq names its product eukaryotic translation initiation factor 4Ba (gene eif4ba). The transcript has 16 exons. Bases 83 to 2068 code for a protein of 661 amino acids. Lineage: Eukaryota; Metazoa; Chordata; Actinopteri; Pleuronectiformes; Soleidae. Gene Ontology annotation, molecular function: RNA binding. The record is from RefSeq and is a predicted model, not a curated record.
GUCACGUCGUUCACGAUGCGCGCUCCCGAUGAUAAACCUCUGACGCUUACAUCCGGGCACUACUAGGAACUCGCUCUUCAACAUGGCGGCGUCAGCUAAGAAGAAGAAUAAGAAGGGGAAGACCCUCACCCUAACUGACUUUUUGGCAGAGGACAAAGGAAGCAGUGGUCCAGCUCCCCCCAGCUACCCAGCAAAGUCUACUAGCUGGGCUGAUGAGACUGACGACCUGGAUGGAGAUGUCUCAACUUCGUGGCACACGGAGGAGGACUCGUUCCGGGCGUCGGCCAUUGACCGCUCCAUCCUGCCCACAGCACCUCGCUCGGCCCGUGAGCCCAAUGUUGACCGGUCUCGACUGCCCCGCAGUCCACCGUACACAGCCUUCCUUGGCAACCUGCCCUAUGAAGUCUCUGAAGAAUCUAUCAAAGACUUCUUCCGCGGCUUGGCAAUCAGUGCAGUGCGUCUGCCUCGUGAGCCCAGUAACCCAGAGAGGCUGAAGGGCUUUGGCUAUGCUGAAUUUGACGAUGUGGAUUCUCUCUUAAGGGCCCUUAGUCUCAACGAGGAGAAUCUUGGAAACCGAAGGAUCCGAGUGGAUAUUGCAGACCAGUCUAAUGAUAAAGAGAGAGACGGUGGAAUGAUGGGAGGCCGAGACAGGGGUGGACGGAUGGCAGACAUGGGUCCUGAUAAGACAGACAGUGACUGGAGAGCUCGGCCAAGUGCAGACGAUGAUGGACCUCCCAAGAGAGAUGAUGGCUUUGGAGAGAGAUCACGGGAUCGCUACGAGUCAGAUCGUGGGCCACGGAGGGACGGAGAUCGCUAUGACGGAGGCAGAGACCGUUACCGGGAUCGCUACGAUGACCGCGACCGCAGAGACUUUGACCGCGACCGCAGAGAUUAUGACAAAGGGGGUUUUGAUUCUCGUGGUGGUGGAGGUAGUCGUCGUGCCUUUGGCACUGGCUUCCGCCGCGAUUAUGAUGACAGUCGGGGUAGUGGUGACCGCUAUGGCGACAGGGAUCGUUACGGCGACCGUGAGGACCGGUACGAGAGACGGGAGGAGAAGCGCGACGACGGAGGCGGAGGAGGCGGAGGAGGAGGCAGUGGUGGUGCUCCUCAGCAGAGACCCAGGUUGAACCUAAAGCCUCGUAGUGUACCUAAGGAGGAGGAAUCUGGUGGUGGUGGUGGCGGCGGUGGUGGAGGAGGAGGAGGAGGAGGAGGAACUUCUCCCGCUGCACCUCCAAGUUCCAGUGGCAGGGCCUCAUCCAUAUUUGGUGGAGCCAAGCCUGUUGAUACAGCAGCCAGGGAGAGGGAGGUAGAGGAAAGGCUGAAGAAGGAGGAGGAAAAACUGCAGAAGCAGCUGGAAGAGGACAAAGGCCGAGCACCUGACCGAAAGAUGCGAGACAGGGACCCAAGCUGGCGUAAUGAGGAAACUUAUACUGAGCGAUCUCGCACAGGAAGCGAGUCCUCACAGCAAGGAAGCUCUUCUGGAAGAACGUCUCGGUGUCGAGAUGGAGAGCGCUCUGGGGAGAAUGAGGUUUUCAGUGGUAAAGAAGGUGAACCCGUCUCUCCUGUGUCAUCCUCACGCCCCACCUCCACCAGCUCCUCCAAGGAGCCUCUGAAGGUGAUGCCUGCCCCUCCUCCCAAGGAGAAUGCCUGGGCCAAGAGAAGUGCGGUCAGCACAGGCUCUAGUGAUGGUGAUGGACGACUUCCAGUCUCUCCUGUCUCCCCUGGUGGUUCAGGUCCUCCCAAGCUUAGCUCUUCAAGUUCUGCAGAUGAGAGAGGAUCUGGAAAGGAUGAGAACAAGGCUGACGGUGUCCGUCGGGACCGGGGGCCCCCACGGGCACGAGGGGGGCCUGCAGGGCCUGGAGCGGGGCGGGGCCGAGGAGAAGGGCCAAACAGAGACCGAAGAAAGGAGGCAGACAGAAAGGACAGCAGAAGAGAGCGAGAGUCCAGACCACCUCCAGAGCCAAAGAAAUACGAAGAAUCCCCAACUCCUAAGUUCAGCUCAGCCAGUAAGUACGCCGCUUUGCUAAUGGACGGAGACCAAGGAGAUGAUGCUGAAGACCUUGAAUAGAGAGAAAAUAGCAAGAUGUGGCCCCAGAAAUGCAACAAGAGAAGAAAACAGCAAAUGCAGACAAACAAAAUUAUUUCACCUAGAUUAUGUAAAAUCUUCUCACAUGGCAGAAGCUCCUGGGAGGAAAUCACUCCCUCCCUCUUUUCCUCCAACAAACCUAUCCUCUGCUUUCAAAUAUCCCGCCCACCCACACUCCCUCUCCCCUCCUGCGCCACCUUCAGGACCUUUCAGGUUCUAAAGAAUGUCACAUACUGGACUUGUUUUAAAUGGGGGGAAAAAGGAAUAGCUGACACAUGGAAAAAAUAUGGAUAACAUUGAACUAAUUGUAAUAAAUAAAUGGAAAAAGUGGGGAAAGUGAAUGCAGUUUGUAUAUUUGUGGAUCACAGAUGUGGUUGGAGAUGAUUGACGCACCAUAACCACCAUAACUAAUCAUCCUAAAGCCUUUUUAUUCAUUGCUUAGUUUGCUUUAAUACAAUUAAUAUCUUACUCCUGAAAAUUAGUCAAGAUAAUCUCGUCUUCCAGAAUUAUCAGGCAUGAAUUUUGAGAUGUUGCAAAUAAUUAAGAACACUUUUUUUUUUUCUUUUUUUUUAAAAUCUACAUCUUGUACGUUUUUGUGGUGAGGUCCGUAUUGGGAGAGAAGACUUGUGUAACUAGUACAUGCCUGUUCCACAGGACUUAUUUUUAUGUUUAAGAUGGCAAAAAAAGCAGCUGCUUCAUAAUCCUCUCUCUGAGAAUUGAGUGCCAUUACUAUAAUCCCCAAUUGUAGUACAUAUGUCUGUGUUUCAACACCUUCUGAUGAAAUAAUCACAUCCAUUAAAAGCGCAGUACGGUCUCAUUUCCAGCCGUCUUUACAGAAUCCCUGCAGCUGUCUGAAUCAUCUUCCCACUGAAGUGACGAGUACAAAUAAUUGGGGUUAAGUCUGGCCUUGCUUGUGGCGGAAUGUGAGUUUCAGUACAAUUUUCAUGAGAAGCCUUUCUUCCAAGCAACAAUAAAUUGGGAGUCUUAA